Molecule: messenger RNA, 1246 nt
Organism: Labrus mixtus (cuckoo wrasse)
Lineage: Eukaryota; Metazoa; Chordata; Actinopteri; Labriformes; Labridae
Product: solute carrier family 22 member 13-like
Exons: 7
Biological process (GO): transmembrane transport
Cellular component (GO): membrane
Molecular function (GO): transmembrane transporter activity
Source: RefSeq, a predicted model, not a curated record
UUAGCAUUGGAAUGGACUAUCCCUUCAAAUGCUGCCAUCUGCACACAGCUCAUCAUAAUAGUCUACUCUGGUGGACUGAUGAUGUUGUCUGGCAUUGCAUAUUUAAUCCCAAACGGGAGGAUCCUGCAGCUGGUCCUCUGCUGUCCUGUUCUCCUUCUCCUCUUCUUAUUCUUAUACUGGUUUCUUCCAGAGUCAGCUCGCUGGCUCAUGACCCAGGGCAGGAAGGAGGAGGCACAAAAGGAGCUCGAGAGGGCAGCCAAGGUGAACGGGAGGCAGGUACCAGAUGAUCUGAUGGACAAGGUGGAUAUCAAAGUUACAUUCAUACAGAGAAACAUGUUGGACAUCUUCUGAAUACCAUACUUGAGAAAACAAACCAUGAUAACGGGCUUAUCCUGGUUUGCAGUUAGUCUUCUGUACUAUGGACUGAGCCUGAAUGUUGGUGGAUUUGGCCUGAAUAUCUACCUCACACAGUUAAUUUUUGGUCUUGUGGAAAUUCCUGCCGACCUGGGUGCUUUGGCAUUAAUCCAGCACUUUGGAAGGAGGAUGUGUUACGCAUGCUUCCUAUGUUUUGGAGGUGCUUCUUGCCUCCUGAUCCUUGCUAUCCCAAAAGAUCUUCCUGUGGUCAUAACAAUCACAGCCGUUCUGGGGAAAAUGGCUGCCACUACUUCAUUCAGCACAGCCUAUGUUUACAUACCCGAAUUAUACCCAACCAUUUUAAGGCAGAAUGGUGUAGGUCUUAACUCCAUGUGUGCUCGUGUGGCAGACAUACUCGCUCCACUCAUUAGACUUCUGGAAGUCUACCGUCACACUAUCCCCAUGCUGAUAUACGGCAUUGUUCCCAUUGUUGCUGGGGGGUUCUGUUUGCUUUUGCCUGAAACUCUCAACGUCCAACUUCAGGAUCAUGCAGAGCCCGAAAAACAAGUCACCGGACCCUCAGAGGACCACCUCGGACAAAUUCUAGCAGAGCACAAGCUUUAAUUGUUACUGUAAACAUAUCCAGAAGUGCAGUUUCUGAUUGUUUUAUUGUACUAUCAAGUGUUCAAGCUGUCAACUACAGAUUUCAGAUCUUUCCUGGGUUUUGGAAGCGGAAACCAGGAAACUAGUAAAUUAACGGGCCAGUUUUCUCUCCUUUCAAUUAUCACAAUUCAUUUACUAACUGAAGGUUUAUUAGAAAAUUAGUUAAUCAACAUAAGCUCCUAUCAAUUUCAAACGUUUUGUCAAUUGUUGUAAAUAAAUAAGCCAAUAU